AUGGAGCCAUUCGCAGCAGAAGCUGUAGAGCUGCCUGGGUCUGAAGAGCAAGUCAUUAAGUACGCCGCAUUUCCUCGCAAUGAUCUUAUUCCAUUAGUCGCCAGGGCAGACUCUGUCGGCUCUGAGAAGAUACGCGCCUCAUUGCUGCGAACCACCGAGACGACUUCGUCUACUCUUGGAACUCUUGAAGUUCUGCCGCUGGAGAUUCUUUUUGAUAUCAUCUCCCUGCUUGAUAUUCGUUCGGUUUUCGACCUUCGUCAUGUCAAUCACCGUGCUGAGCAGAUCGUCACAAAAUCCAGUGGCUAUGAAGUGUCCUACAAGCAUGCUAUUGAGACCCUUCAUGUCAUGCUCAAAACCAAGGCCGCCUCUUGGAUCACGCUCCCUACCUUUGCUAAACUACUCUACACGAAGGACUGUCAACUAUGCGGCUACUUUGGCACUUUUCUCUUUCUUCCAACGUUUGAUAGAUGCUGUUUUCGUUGCAUCGAUAUGGGUCGCCUCCCUCUCCUGAUGAAAAUCUCAGUGGCUCGCUUGAAGAGGCUCGAUCUGAAGUUUCAUGCAGAAGCCUCACCACAGUUGAAGUCCAUUGUGAAAAACUUGCCGGGACAUUACUGGGAUGGGCAUCAUUCCUUUACGCGAGAGAUGCGAACCCACAUUAUGCUGUCCGAGGCAAACGCAAAUUUCGGUUUACGCCAGGGGGUACAAACCUCCCGUGUGGCACAGGCACGACUGCGACACAUGGUGACAACAUCUUUUCCUUGGCUCGAUAAUCAAACCGGUCACGCUCAAACUGGGAUCAGCUGUGAGGGCUGCUACAUUUCUAAAGAUACUAAGCUCCUGUUAGGUCUUCCGAUUUCUCCUCCUACCCCUUGGGGCACAAAAUCCCCAGUCUAUACCGAGGACCAAUUCAUCGAACACUUCAAAACAUGUCCGUUGGCUCAACACGCUUGGAAUAACAAACUUUCGGAAAGAAUGCGGGAACAAAAGAUCAACCAAGAAAGAAUCCGGCGUGAGAAGGAACAGGAAGAUGAGAAACGUCGUCAGGAAGAGCAAGAACAACAUCUGAAUUCUCGAAUCCGCCAUCUAGUGUCCGAGUUUACGACGUUCGUAAACCUCCAACUUGGGUGGCAAACCCCCAAUGAGGGUAUUUGA
This is a messenger RNA of Penicillium verhagenii, 1152 nucleotides long. RefSeq lists its product as uncharacterized. The transcript has a single exon. Lineage: Eukaryota; Fungi; Ascomycota; Eurotiomycetes; Eurotiales; Aspergillaceae. Gene Ontology annotation, molecular function: protein binding. The record is from RefSeq and is a predicted model, not a curated record. Bases 1 to 1152 code for a protein of 383 amino acids.